Molecule: messenger RNA, 3523 nt
Organism: Xenopus laevis (African clawed frog)
Lineage: Eukaryota; Metazoa; Chordata; Amphibia; Anura; Pipidae
Exons: 2
Coding region: 803-2566 (587 amino acids)
Source: RefSeq, a predicted model, not a curated record
GGGGAGGGAACACACCAAACACCCCCCCUCAGCACCGGCAGUGCAGGUCCCGACAGGGGCAAGGCCCAUAGGGGAACUACCCACAGUUGCAUCAGGGGGAAUGCCCCUGACGGCAGGGGGGAGCACCGGGGUGGUAGAGUCAGGUACACCGCCAGCCACGGGGGGUCGGAGCGUAAGGAGGGAGAGGCCCCCAAAAAGGACGAGGCGGCUAAGCCACUACCGAUAUCAGACGCGGCAAAGGGCAACACAUAUGUGUGCUUUGAAGGCCCCCUGGGAGCUCACCUAAAACCUGAGACGAGGGAAAAAAUUUGGAAGAAGGAAUACAUUGACAUCUUCACAUUACUUCCCCUUGAAAGAUUUAACAUAGAAAAAUGGGAAAAAGGGAAAGAGCACCGUAAGGAGGAGGAUGAGGAUAGGAGGAGAUACAGGCUGAUCCCCAGAACAUUUGGGAAUUGGCUGCAGGCAUUUGCUAUUCUGGGUAGCGUUAUAGGGGAAAAGUCACCUGAGAGUUGUUCGGGUCUGUUUUGUUACCUGGACACGAUUUGGGAAGCGCAUAGGGUCUACGGGGGAACCGCAUGGCUUAAAUAUGACGAGCAGUUUCGUCAGCGCAUGUCGGUGUGGCAGUCCUUAAAGUGGGACCACAGGGACAUAGCCCUGUGGCUGAGGCUGAUGACGGCUCAGAAAGCCCAGCAUACUCCAGCUUUUUCUAGUCUAGGUCAGAAUCCCUUUCCAGCAGGCGCCGGCGGGCCCACCAGUGCGGGAUCGCCGGCUACCCCGAAAAAGGGAGUGUGCUGGCAAUAUAAUGAAAGUCAGUGCAAAUGGGGGGGGAAUUGCAAGUUCAAGCAUGAAUGCUCCGGUUGUGGGGGGGCCAAUCACCCUGUCACUAGAUGUUAUAAAAGACAAAGGCCAGGAGGCGCAAAGCCAGGAGAGGGUUUUGGAAAAAGGGAGGAGUCCAGUCAGGGUAAAUGAGAUGUCACCCUGGCUGGCAAUAUACCCUGAUAGAAAGAAGGCCGAGUUAAUCAGGGAGGGGUUUUUGGUUGGGUUUUGUAUUCCAUUUCAGAGUGGGGCGGGGGGGCAAGAUUGCAGGAAUUUGAGAUCAGCUUCGGAGCACCCGGAGGUAAUUAGGAAAAAAUUGGCUACAGAGGUAGAAUUGGGCAGAAUGGCCGGACCAUUUAUGGUUCCACCCGUGCCAAACCUGCGCCUGUCACCGCUAGGCGUGGUGCCCAAAAAGGAGGCAGGCAAAUUUCGCCUGAUACAUCAUCUGUCUCAUCCACAUGGCUCCUCAGUCAACGAUGGGAUAGAUGAGGAGACGGCUCAUGUAACAUACACCUCCUUUGAUGUGGCAGUGCGCCUGGUGAGGACCUGCGGCCGGGGUGCCCUUAUGGCGAAGGUCGACAUCGAGUCGGCCUUUCGUCUCUUGCCAGUACACCCAGAUUGCCAGCAUUUGCUAGGGUGUAAAUUUGAGGGCAAGAUUUAUAUGGAUAGAUGUUUACCAAUGGGCUGCUCUAUUUCGUGUGCCCAUUUCGAAGCUUUCAGCUCCUUUUUGGAGUGGGUGGUGAGGUUAGAAACUGGAUCCAGGGCAGUCAUUCACUACCUGGACGAUUUUCUAUGUGUUGGCAAGCCGGGGACGGAGGAGUGUAGGAUUAUACUUCAGGUCCUACUAUCAGUGUUUCGCAGGUUUGGAGUUCCCGUGGCUAUGGAAAAAACAGAAGGCCCCUCACGCAUCCUCAAAUUCCUGGGGAUUGAGAUUGAUUCAGACAAAAUGCAGUGCAGACUACCCCAAGAAAAGAUUGUAGAUUUAAAGCUAGUGCUAAAUUUCGCAUUACAGCAAAAGAAGGUGACACUUAGGCAACUGCAAUCACUCCUGGGGAAAUUAAAUUUCGCUUGCCGCAUAAUGCCCAUGGGGAGGGUUUUUUGCCGGAGGUUAGCCCAAGCUACAGCAGGGGUGGAGAAGCCGCACCACUUUGUGCGGCUGAAUAAACAACACAAGGCAGACCUGGUAGUGUGGCAGAGGUUUCUGGAUAAGUACAAUGGAUGUUCAUUUUGGCUAGGGGACAGUCAGGACAACGGGGAGUUGGAAUUGUUUACAGACGCAGCCGGUGCGUUCGGUUUUGGUGCCUUCUUUCAAGGACAAUGGUGCAUGGGGGAGUGGCCACGGGAGUGGCAGGAAGGGCAGCUUAUAAAGAACUUAGCGUGCCUGGAGCUAUUCCCAAUCGUGUUGGCAGUAGUGGUGUGGGGGAAGGAGCUGGCUAAUAAAGCGGUCAAUUUCCACUCGGACAACAUGUCAGUGGUUUCGGCUAUUAACAAUUUAUCUGCCUCCUCCCCACCAGUGGUCAACCUGUUAAGGGUGUUGGUACUCAAAUGUCUAGAUCAGAAUAUUUGGUUCAGGGCCACACAUGUGCCAGGAGUUACGAAUGAUAUAGCCGAUGCUAUCUCUCGUUUUCAGCUGGAACGGUUCAGGCAGUUGGCUCCGAGGGCAGCCGAGGCCCCCACCCCUUUCCCAGACUUCCUAUGGAGGAUCCCGUUCGAUACCUGGCAGGUUCAAGGCGAUGUAUGGUGUGGGUAAUGGGACAUUCCUACAUUUUUUGGGCGGAACAACGUGCAGGGUUACGUGAAAAGGGUAGGCGGUUCUGGCUCCCAGCGGAUGCAGUGGAAGUGCAAUGGCAUGGGAAAAGAGGUUUGUCAUGGUUGCAGAUCAGGGCCUGGAUAGAGGACAAGUUCCGUCAAGAGGGCCCCCAGAUGUUUUAGUGUUACACGCAGGGGGCAACGAUGUGGGCAAGAUCCCAAUGAGGGACCUCAUUGGGAGGAUGAAGCAGGAUUUGGUAAGAAUCCGGGCUAUGGCCCCUAGACUAGUGGUGAUAUGGUCCCAGAUAGUCCCCAGGUUGGUGUGGAGGGGGGCUAGAGACCUAAAAGCGGUGCAGAGGACAAGGGCAAAAAUUAAUGCAGCUAUGACGAAGUUUGUGCAUAAGGCGGGAGGAAUAGUAGUUAGGCAUGUAAUGUUGGAAAGAGACCCCAAGUAUUACAGACCUGACGGGGUACACUUGAACGGCCUGGGCCUCGAGGUUUUUAACUAUGGCCUUAGAGAAGGGGUGGAGGUGGCCAUUCAGGUGUGGAGGGGUAUGAGGGAUUGAAGGUGUGCAAGUCCCUCAUACUGUGGCGGGUCCCUGGCAAUGGGGAGAGUUAAUUAAGUGGAGUUUUACCAAGUUGGUUAAUAGAACUUGGUUGGUGGUGUUCCUCUCUAAGAGCGGUGGUCUCUGGGAGGGUAUGUUGUAUUGGGGGUAGCAUGCAGUCCUGCGUACCCAUCAUGCUAGAAGGCACAAGCGGCUGGUGGUUUAACGAUUGCAUGUACCUAAUUGGGUCCAUUGCCAGGGGCCUUGCAGAGGAUAAAAUGUUAAUGGUAUUUCACUGUCAUAUUUGUAUGUUUAUAAUGUUGUUAAUAUAACAGUUAUUGAUAUAUGUGUUAUCUAUUGUUAAAUGAUCUGUUGUGCAAUAAAGCUGUGGACAUAAAGACUCCAACAAAUAA